Molecule: messenger RNA, 1751 nt
Organism: Malania oleifera
Lineage: Eukaryota; Viridiplantae; Streptophyta; Magnoliopsida; Santalales; Ximeniaceae
Product: DNA polymerase delta small subunit
Exons: 15
Coding region: 20-1348 (442 amino acids)
Biological process (GO): DNA replication; DNA strand elongation involved in DNA replication
Cellular component (GO): delta DNA polymerase complex
Molecular function (GO): DNA binding
Source: RefSeq, a predicted model, not a curated record
UCGAUUCAUUUUUCCCGCCAUGGAGGCCAUGGAAAUCGACUCAGAGAAACAUCUUCAAAGAAAACAAUCCAUAUACCGUGUUGCGGAUGAGAAGUAUGAGAUUCACAAGGAGACCUACAGGGGGCAGCAGUACAGUCAGAUAUACUUUGCUCGGCUGCACCUGAUGAGAACUCUCCUCCACUCCCUUGUUCAUGACUGGAAACCCCAUUUGCCCGUUUGUACCGUUUUGGGACUGGAAGAAGGCAAGGAAUGCAUCAUUGUUGGAACUUUGUACAAGCACAUGAAACUCAAACCUACUGUUCUUGAUGAGUACUCAAAGGAGAGGUCUGUGAUCCCACUUGUCAAGCCUCAUAAUUUUGUGCACCAAGAUGACCAGCUGGUUUUGGAAGAUGAAAGUGGAAGAGUUAAGCUUGGUGGGACAGUAGUUUUGCCUUCUGUUUAUGUGACAGGGGUUGUGGCUGCUCUGCAUGGAAAGGAAACUGCUGCUGGUGACUUUUUGGUUCAGGAUAUACUAGAAGCUGGCCUACCGUCCCAGAUAGAGCUUCCACUUAGUUCAAGAGAAGACAAGUACGUGGUUUUUAUAUCAGGGCUAAGUGUUGGGAGCAAUACAUCUAAUCCUCUUCAGUUUCAGCUUCUUGUUGACCAUAUAACAGGACAUUUAGGGGAUGAGCAGGAACAAAGUAUUGCAGCACAGAUCGUUCAUGUUGUAAUUGCUGGGAAUUCUGUUGAAAUUGCUCAUGGACUUCUUAAUGGACAGAAUCUGGCUUUGAAAGAUCAAUCUAGGCUGUCUGAGCCAAUCAAAGAGUUGGAUAUCUUGUUGACUCAGAUUGCAGCUGGUGUACCUUUGGAUAUCAUGCCAGGACCCAAUGACCCUGCAAACUUUUCCUUACCACAGCAGCCUUUGCAUAGAUGCCUUGUCCCAGGGUCUUCAACUUAUAAUACAUUCAGGUCUUGUACUAAUCCCCAUAGCUUUGAGCUUGAUGAAAUCAGAUUUCUUGGAACAUCAGGUCAGAACAUUGAUGAUCUUGAAAAGUAUUCAGAGGCAAAAGAUAAGCUUGAAUUUGUGGAAAGGACAUUAAGGUGGAGGCACCUAGCACCAACAGCACCUAAUACCCUUGGGUGCUAUCCUUUCACCGACAAGGAUCCUUUCCUGAUUGAGGAUUGCCCUCAUGUUUACUUUGUUGGCAAUCAGGAUAAAUAUGAAACUCGUUUGUUUAAGGGAUCAGAGGGGCAGCUGGUAAGACUCAUUUGCAUUCCUAGAUUUUCUGAGACAGCAGUUGCCGUUGUGCUAAACCUGAGAAAUCUUGAAUGUCAUGCCCUCAGUUUUGGGACACAAUUCAGCUCAUAGCCCUGAGGCAAGUGGUGACUGGUGAGAGGUUCGGCAGAAUGCUUCUUAUAGGCUCACAGAAAGCUUUUUGAUUCAGGUUUUUAAGAAUGGGCAUCUUAAAGAAUGUGACAGUGCAGGAGGGGCUGGUCUCUUUGAUGUUUGCUUCUGCAUCAACUAUCCCCAGGAUUGCUUUGGAGAACCAGCAAAAAUGGAACUGUGGAUGCCGAAGCCUGAGCAUGUGCUCUUUUUCUCUUUGGGUAUUUGUUAGUGUAGCUUCGUCAAAAUGAGAUUUCACCGACUAUUUAUUCUGUUAACAGUUUUGAAGCUGUGAUUUUCCCACAUAGCGACCUUUUUGUGCCUGCUGACAUGAUCUUUGUUCAUCAUUUUUGGUAUAAUUUAGUAGAACUUUGCCCCCACCUUAAAA